Molecule: messenger RNA, 904 nt
Organism: Sinocyclocheilus anshuiensis
Lineage: Eukaryota; Metazoa; Chordata; Actinopteri; Cypriniformes; Cyprinidae
Product: atypical chemokine receptor 4-like
Exons: 1
Biological process (GO): immune response; calcium-mediated signaling; G protein-coupled receptor signaling pathway
Cellular component (GO): membrane; external side of plasma membrane
Molecular function (GO): C-C chemokine binding; C-C chemokine receptor activity
Source: RefSeq, a predicted model, not a curated record
CUGCCCUUCUGGGCUGCGGAUGCAGUGAAUGGCUGGGAGAUUGGCACAGCCGCCUGCAAGAUCACUUCAGCUCUCUACACCACUAACUUCAGCUGUAGCAUGCUGCUGCUGGCCUGCAUUAGCAUAGACCGCUAUCGUGCGCUAGACAGAGGCUCCACCACCGCCAAUGCCCCAGCCAGGACCAACGCCCGCAGGCAGAGGAUAAUCAUGUGCCUCCUGGUUUGGGGACUUGCCAUUGUCCUCGGGUUGCCAGAUAUGGUGUUCUACACGGUGAAGAUGCAGCACUCGAGUGGCCGUAACUCCUGCCGGGCAGUUUACCCGCACAGCAUGGCGCGGGCAGCUAAGGCGACUCUGGAAAUUCUGGACGUGUCUCUGAGCUUUCUUCUGCCUUUCCUGGUGAUGAUGUUCUGCUAUUGCAGGGUUGGAAUUGUGUUAAGUCAAGCCGCAACAGCGGGCGUACGUGGUGGAAGGAGAUGGCGGGCGUUUCGGGUUUUGAUAGCAGUAGUAGGUGUGUUUCUGUUGACCCAGCUCCCCUAUAAUGUGGUAAAAUUAGUCAGAGCCCUGGAUGUGAUUUACAUUUUAGUGACGGAAUGUGAGGUGAGCAAAAAUCUGGACCGGGCCAAUCAAAUCACUGAAAGUCUGGCCCUCACGCACUGCUGCCUGAAUCCUGUGCUCUAUGUCUUUAGUGGCUCGUCUUUCAAAAUGCACGUUCUGAAGCUCGCCAAGCGUUGCGGGCAGACAGGAAGAGGGUACCGCCAUGGCAAUGAACAGCCCACCGUCGAGAUCUCCCUUAAGUCGGGCAAACAAACUCAAACUCACUCUUCAUCGGACAAUGAAGACACGAGUACGUUCACCAUAUGACACAGCAAUAUCUUCAGCAAUGAGGACUGCCAACUAUAUUCCA